This is a messenger RNA of Macrosiphum euphorbiae (potato aphid), 273 nucleotides long. The record is from the annotation of a GenBank genome assembly. Lineage: Eukaryota; Metazoa; Arthropoda; Insecta; Hemiptera; Aphididae.
AUGUCUCCCGGAAGUUCGGUGAACUCGACGCUCGCCUGGAUGAACUAUGUAUUAGAAUCGAUGACAAUGACGCCGAGGUCAACGUUAAGUUCUCAAAGUUUCAAUCCUCCGUUAAUCAGGACCUCAUUGCCAUACAAAACGAAAAUUCCCAACAACAACAGCGGACCCAAGGAUUCCAAAAAUGUGCAACCAAUUCCCAACGCGCGCUUAGUGACACCAUCAGAGCCCUCGGAGAUAGGAUCAGCCUUGUCGAAGGUCAAAGUGCCAGGCUAG